UUAAGCAAAUGUAGCAAUUUCAACUUUAAGGAGAUGUGAGCCUGUGAGAGGUGUACAAUGCCAGGUACAGGUGGUAACCAUGAUAUGGACCUUCCACUAAACACCCAACCCAUGGAGGUUGGCGUUCCACCCCAGCAACAACAGCUGGGGACAGACAACGAUUUCACCUUCUUCAAGAAGUUUAAGCAGUACGUCAGUAUCAUUACUGAGAAUGAACGAGAUCUGCCUCUACAUAUCGUCAACAAUCUGGAUGAAGGAAGCAAGUUCAAGGCCGCGCAGGAACUUAGCGAACAUCUGGAGUUUAUCGUACAAAACUCUUAUUAUAACGAGUUUCUUAUCUAUCUUCUGGACGAGUUUCUAAAGUUUAUCGAGGCUGGAGAACCAAUCUACCAAGAAAACUCCAAAGCUCAGAUCCGAAAGUUGGUACUGGAGAUUAUACACCGUCUACCGCGCAAUACCGACUUGGAGCCCCAUGUGCGCAAGAUACAGAGCAUCAUGUUUAGACUCGUCGAGAGGGAAAAUGAGGAUUGUGCUCAAGUUUGUAUGAGGACUAUUCACGAAAUUCACAAGACUUUUAAACCUACAAACCCGCAAGAUGCUCAAGAUGCUGCUAAUGAGAUCCGCAAGUUCCUCCAGUUCGUCAUAGGCUCGUUCACCAACCUGCCCAUGACAAUGAGACAUGUGCUGAUUAACGAGACACCAUCUGGGCAAACUGGGGGACAGAGGGAACCUAGAAACAUACCCAAGGCCACACAGUCACUAAAAGUACUGGCAGACUUGCCUCUACAAGUUGUUAUCUUCUACCAAGCGUACCAGAGCAAGAUCGAGGAAGAUGUUUCUAAACUAAUCCACAUUAUGAUCAACAGUACUCUAACUCUACACCCUGAGCAUGCUAUCAAAAACCACGAACACUUUGUACAAGAAGCUUUUGUGGAUUUCAUCAUGGUCCAGAUCAAGACUAUCAGCUUCCUAGCCUUCAUGAUAAAACACAGACCCUAUCACGAGAUCAUAGAGAACGACAGUGUUAACUUUAUAAAGGGGCUCAUUGCCUGCUUCAAGUUCUGCCCCGCUGAAGCACCUCAUCUUAGAAGAGAGGUGAUAGUAGCUUGCAGACACCUCGUUUCCGCCAACCAACCCGAGACGCUGAGCUUCAGGUACCGUAUGGUUAACUUCAUGGACGACCUGUUGGACGAGAGUGUGUUGAUCGGGACAGGAUGGACCAACAAGGAGGGGAGCAGAAGUUUAGCUUACAGUACCCUGGCUGAUCUCAUACACCAGGUACGAGAUAAGUUGUCACUGAAGCAGCUAGCAGGAAUAGUGAACCUGUUCAGUAAGAAUGUACAUGACAGUGACCUUACUCCAAGCAUGCAGAACAUGGCAUGUAAAAUCCUCAUUAACAUUGUGGACUUUAUCAAUAAGAAGAGUGAGAAGGAGACACUGUAUACUGGACGUGAGCUGAUGAUGAGGAUGCUGGAGGUGUUUGUACAAAAGUUCCAGAUGAUAGCCAAACACCAGUUACCAAAACUCUUCGCUAGAUGUGCCAAGCAAGUCGGCACGGAGAUUCCCACUUCAUUCCCUCGCGAGGCAGAGGCUCUUAACGAAGCAGCCAUGUCAUCAGCGUCCAACAAGAAGGGACAGAGUAGUCUAGCUGUGGCUGUAGCUGAUUGUAGAGUCCUCGUCAAAACUUUGGUUUGCGGAGUAAAGACGAUCACGUGGACGGUGGGUUCCUACAAACACCCACCUACUCAAAACCAACAGAAGUUCCAGCCAGGGGAGACCUAUCUGUUUAUUAGACUCCUUAAAUUCGGGUUAAAAUGCCUCAACAUCUACCGGAUACAGGUUGGACCACCGCCGAACAGGGUCACGUACGUACGGGCAGCCAUCAACAGCCAGAUCAGGUCGAAGGAGGAGAAGGAUAUUGUGGAGCACUUCGCUAGUGUCUUUGUGUAUUCUAGCAGGAGCACCUUCAGGGAGGUGUUCGAGACGAAUAUGGAUUAUCUGAUAGACAGUAUACAAGAGAACCAUUCUCUUACCAUGAUACCACACUACUUUAUGGUAUCGAGAGACAGCAUGCUGCACAACUCUCCUUGCUCCGCUAUAUUCGCGUGUCAGCUAGCUAAAUACCUUGUAAACAAACUGGAAGAUAUGGGACUAGGAGAAAGUGACGCUAACGACAGACCCGUCCUUUACACCCGACUCUUUAAACUACUCUUCGGUUCCGUUCAAAAUCAGGGUGGUGACCGUGAUGACGUGGAAGCGGACGGUAUACUGAAGCCUCACCUACAGAGGAUAGUUAACCAGAGUAUGGUGCUAGCGCAGACUGCUAAAGAUCCUGCUCCUUACUUUACGCUACUGAGACUACUCUUCAGGGCUAUAGGCAGCACCAGUACGAAGUAUGAUGAGAUGUAUAGUGAGUUCCUCCCGCUCCUCCCCAGUUUACUGCAGAGUCUGAACAGACUCCAGAGCGGUGUACACAAACAACAGAUGAAGGAUAUCUUUAUAGAACUCUGUUUAACGGUACCAGUCAGACUGAGUAAUCUGCUGCCUUAUCUUCCUGCUCUAAUGGACCCCCUUGUGUCCGCUCUCAAUGGAUCAAAUACGUUAAUAGCGCAAGGGUUACGAACUCUGGAGCUCUGUAUUGAUAACUUACAACCAAACUUCUUCUAUGAUAAAAUAGAGCCAGUACGUGCUGAGUUGAUACAGUCUUUAUGGCAAACCCUGCAGAACUCUAGUGAGAACGACAACAACGCUAAAACCGCUUUCAGAGUGCUCGGUAAGUGCGGUGCACGGAACAGAAAGACACUACAAGACGCACCAAAGUUAGAGUACGUCCACCCAGACGCUACUGCAGCUAGUGUACUGGUUUGGUUCCCAAACUGCAACUACCCUGUCAAGCUUCCUAUUCAGAGGGUACUUGAUCACGCCCUCCACAUCUUAAAGUCCCCGAACAAGGACUUAUUCUACAUGCAGCACAGUUUACACGUGUGUCAGAGCUAUAUUAUAGCCAUGAUAAACCUUGGUGAUACCACGUUGCAGAUACAGAAGCUUCUCGCUACUAUCAGUAGAAAACAGUCUCAAGCCCCCCACCCUCAAGUUGCCCCUAAAAACAGCUUUGUUUGCACAGACGAACCUACAAGAAGUGCUUUCAAGACUGCCUUGAUGGGUUUGUUUGUAGCUACAGCAACCAAGCAGUUAAGGACGGACACCACCCAGUUUAUGAUGAGCGUUGUGAGGCAUUUCUCUUUAUUGACAGUUGUUCAGCAGUCUGGUGUCUUUCCAAUAAAAAAGAAGUCCACAAACUCGCUGGAUGUACACGUGCUAGUAGACGUUAUAGCUGAGUGUAUGGGCUCGGAGCAGAGUGAACUAGCGAACAUUGGAGAGAAAGCUAUAAGACUUGUUACAGAAACCUGCAAGUAUAUUCUUGGGUCCGCUGAGCGCGCGUUCCAGAUCCCCUUCUUUGACGUGUUGGUGGAUAAGUUGUGUGGAUUGUGUUAUGAGCGGGCCUGGUACACUAAGGUCGGGGGUGUGACUGCGAUAGAGUGGCUCAUCAACAAUGCUCCCUUAUUAUGGACGAUACGAAAUCAGCAAUUGUUCAUCAACGCUACAAUUUACAUCAUGAUAGAUCUACACGAGGAAGUGUCGUACGGUACCAUGGGUAGAGCCCAGGCUCUCUAUGAGAAGAUAAUGAGACACUGUAACACUCCUAACCCGUUACCUGCUAUAAGCGCCGCUCAGGAGAAGGUGUUCCACGGGGUAGUACAUUUGCUAGUAAAAGAUAUUAUGUCUCCGUAUCCAGUGGUCAGAAAGCAAGCGAGACAGGCAUUAUUGGUACUUUCCGAGGUCACCGGUAAAACCGUCAAGGAAAUGUUGGAACCUCCCAGCCUUCCCAAAGAUCUUAUAACGGAGACGGUUUGGCCUAAGAAGCAGUCCCUAUUCACACUUCCUGAGACCAAACAACUCGCCUGUAUGGAGUCAAUUGUUUUCUGCUCGUCUCUAGAACCGAGACUCAUUACCCUGGAUGUUACGCCGACUGCUGAAGGGCAGGGCAGGAAGAAGCAGCUGGAAGAAGUACUGACUAUUUGUGGUCUUUCUCCUGCGGAACUACUGAGCAAGUUCAGCUGCUACAAGAAAUCCUCCAAUAUCACUCUUCUGAAGAAAACUGCUCUCAAAGUCCUCUCCUACUGCCAUUAUCUGACUCAACACGAGCCUGAGAUUUUCAAGGUAAUGUACGAUAUCCUCACCGGCACAGACAAGGAGCUCCAGCUCUGUGCUAAAGACUCCAUCCAGCUCUACCAGAAGAACAAAAAGGAUGACAUAGUACUGGACACUGUCCACAAGGAGAUCCGACCCUUGUUAACUCAGCUUACCGACUGGAAACAUCUUACUGUCCAUCUUCUGGAGGUUCUGACCCACUUAAUGGAACUGUUCUCCACUCUGUUUAAUGACAAGCUCUGCGACCAGCUGCUGAAGCAUCUUAAAAAGUGGAUGGAGAAUUAUAUUUUCUCUGCCAACCCUCACCAGCACUCCAUCAAGCGAACUCCAAACGGUUUCUCAGAGGAAAUACUCCGAUGCAAAGCAAUAAUCAACACAUUUCAUCUGGUUCCACCUCCCUCUAAAAACUUCUUCAGCACGCUUAUCUCUCUCGUAGUUAGAGCUGAGAAAUAUCUUAAUGUGGAGGUCGGCAGUCCUUUCCAGGAGGGUUUAUUUAAGUACGUGCUAAAGCACCCUGGUGAUGCUAUUGACCUGUUCCUGAAGGAACUUCACGAACCCAGCAUGAACAGAAUGUUCUACAACUUCCUUAAACACAACGAAGGAGGUCCACUAAGAGCUCACCUGUGUGGCAUGCCAAUGAACCUACUCGGGGCUAUCAGCCAACAGACACACGAUGGGGAUUACACUGCCAUUUCAGAUAUUAGUAUGAGAUACCAGGAGGUUCUCUUCCAGGGCACCCUGAUAAUCUCGCUGCUGGUGAAGCACGAACCGGACUUCCUCUCCAAGAACCGAGAGAUAGUGAACCACCUCCGGGCAGUUUGGAACCAGGCUCAGUUUCAAGAGCGGUUCAAGAACCCUGAUAAGUUACAGAUACCCACUCACCAGUGGCGUGAACCUAAGCUGUUGGCGAAGUGUUUGUUGAGGUAUCUACAGUGCAACCCACACGAUUUUGAGUUGCUGUUCCAACUUCUCCGGAUCUACGAUGCGAUCUACGUCCCUAACAUAAAGUUCCUGCAAGAUCACAUUCAAAACAAUGUUAUAGAAGGGUUCACGAUAGAUCAGAGGAGAGCGUGUUUCUUUAAGUUUGUGGAGAUAUUCCAGGCUCCUAACGUACAGGGCCGUCCACCACGCUGGACUCAGGAGCUCAAGGGUAAAAUCCUACAGUACAUCAUAGUACCCAUGUUCCAAUACUCGUUCGAGAAGAACGACACAGAGAAACUUAUUGAAGGAAGUCAGGGACUAGACGGAAAUGCAAACCCGGCAGAGAAUAUCAUCAACGUGUUCAUGGAGCCUGAAAAUAGGAUAAUAGUAGACGAGCGGGACAUUCUGGAUGUAGUCAGGAUACAUCUGCUGAAGCUGUCUGCUGAGUUUGUACGGCAUGCUGCUGAGUACAUCCACCCCACCAACUGUACCAGGAGACAAGAAGGAGACAAACUAAGGAAGCUGAUGAAGUACGCAUGGCCGAGCAUGUUACCCAAAUCCAGUCAGGACCCUACCACUAAAUACUACGGUCACUUAGUUCUCUCCCUUAUCAUCAGCAAAUUCCCCAUAAACAAGAAGAUCGUUAUUCAGGUGUUCCACAGUUUGCUGAAGGCACACAAUCUAGAGUGUAGAAGCGUAGUGUUCCAAGCUUUGGAGAUCAUCACCCCUGCUAUGCCCAGACGAAUGGACGACGGUAAGGCGAUGUUAUAUCACUGGACUAAGAAGAUAAUAGUAGAGGAUGGUCACACCGUCUCGCAACUAGUACAUUUACUUAACUUGAUAGUUAAACAGUACCGCGUUUAUUAUCUUUGGAGGCAGUAUCUGAUACAACACAUGUUGACUGCGAUGCAGAAGUUUGCGUUCACACAAGCUGUUACCAUCGAGCAUCAGAAAUUAGCUUGCGAUCUGGCAGAGGUAGUGAUAAAGUGGGAAAUACAGCGAGUACACGAAGCUAGUGGAGUAGGGCUCACAGACGAGCAACUUGAGAAUAUCAUAGCCAUGAAGACUGGGUUACUGAUAAACCAGAGUGAGGUCGAGGUCACUUCAUACCGACCUCCCAGCCAAGUCAGUCUGAACCCCUGUCCUCUGAGACCUCCCCCUCCUGAGCCUCUGUCCUCGUUUGAGACACGAUAUGGAGACGGAGUGUUCAACUUCUUGUUGAGACUCUCUUACUCUGCCUAUACACGUGAUAGUAACACUAAUAUUCAGCAGAGUGAGGCUUUGUCUAAGAGGUGUAUUCAACUAGUAAAACUAGGCAUGAAGCCAGAGCUGGAUAUCUUUAAGAACUGCAGUGCGAAGAUCUACACUUGGGCAAACAGGGAGUUAGAAAGAAUAAAAACACCGCCAGACAGGACUAACCCUGCCUACUUCCUUCAAGGAAUCUGUACGAUCCUGCAACUAGUAGAGUUCCUGUUAGACAUCAUCCAGCGGGACGUUAUCCUAAAGAACAUCUACCACAUGACACGUGGUCUCUCUUUCUGCAUGCAGUCCCCCAACCUGCAGAUCACCAAGACAGUACACUCCCUUCUUGCUAAGAUGUUUACUAUGUUCCCUAUUGAACAGAGGGUGAACCACGAGGAGGUCAGUAUUUUGUACGAGAGUGUAAAUGAGAUAAUAUCUAAUGGACUGGAUAGAUACGAUAAGGGAGCUGAAAGAUACGAGAACAAGGAGACCCCUGUGGGAGCAGCUGAUAUCCUCUACUCUCCUCUCAUGAUACUGAAGGCAGCUUGUGCUACAUCUCCUCGAUAUCUGGAGAAGUUUGUGAAGGAGUAUAUAAAGUGCUUGCAGAAGUUGCAGAAGGAGCAUUGUAGUUCGGCAAGGGACAAUGCUCAAAGAGGAAACCCGCGAGAACGACCCGCACCAAACGUCUCCACAUCCGACCUAAUCAUGGUCUGCAUAGACCUAGUCAAGGACCAAGUGGAGAUCCUCGUCAACGACAUCAACCGGAAGAUGUUCUUCGGUAACCUGAUAACCCUGAUAGAGAAAAGUCCGGACCCCAAGUUAUUGCGGAGUCUAACGGACGUGGUGGCUAGUUGGGUACAGUCGCCCACCUCCGGGGUUACCCUCAAGGAGAAGACUCUUCUCCUUACCAAGAUGAACCAGAACUAUGAGAACCAUUUCCCUAACGAUCAGGAGCUGAUGGCUUCCUUCUUGAAGAUUAUCCUGCAUGUGUACACAGAUAAUGUGUUGCAGGCUGAGCUGGGCUCUAAACUGGAGAGCGCUUUCAUGACUGGCUUGAGGUUCACAGACCCGAAGUUGCGCUGCAAGUUCACAGAAGUACUGAAACAGAACGUAUCAGCAGACAUGUUCGAGAGACUAGUUGCUCUUAUCUCACCUCACAACUUCAACUGGAAACUUAUCGGCCCUCACUUCUGGAUCAAACAGUUCAUAGAGAUGCUGCUGACAGUAAACGACGGAGCUAAAUCUCUGAAUGUAUCUAACCUGGACCUGAUGCUGCCCUCUCUGAUGGUCUCCGCCAUGCCCGACCCUGCUAACAGUUCCACCAGCUCCCUGGAAAUGUUCACAACUACACUUGAUAACCCUGUACCGGCCGCUAUGGAGAUCUCAGAGGGACCCCUUACUUCCCCCACUCCUAGCAACUUACAGGUGCUAGCCGAGAAGCACGGCACCUUCCUAGAGAGCUUGAAAGACCACAAGAGUUGUGAGUUUGUUCAGAGCGUCUGUCAGCUGGCUCACGACAGCACUGAACUUGCUAAUACCUUGUGGGUGAAGAUGUUUGCGGAGUUAUGGAACACCUUCAGCAAGGAUCAGCAGUCCAGACUCUGUAGGGAUCUUCCACAGUUCCUGUGCGCAUCAAUGCUCCACGAGCAAGGAGACUUGCAGCCCUCCAGUGUAGGUUGCUUCCUAGAGAGUCUCCGUGACGUGCCCGUCCCCCUGAAGCCCUGUUAUCUCAAGUACCUGGGCUCGGUGCACAACUGUUGGCACCAGGUAGCUCUCAGGUUAGAGGAAAUGGGAACUGCGGGAGAAACCUUCGCUUCAUUCCAGCUUCAUCAGAAACAGGUGAUGGGAGAGUACCCUAAAACAGAGGCCCAGGAUAGGGUAGCUUACGAUGCUAUCGACUGCCUGACGGUACUGUACUCUCAACUUAAUGAGCAUGACAUGUGGACAGGUUUGUGGUUCAGAAGAUGUAAGCACCCGGAAACAAUAAAAGCGCUAGGAUACCAAAACCUGGGUUUCUACGAGCUAGCUCAAGCUACCUACGAGAGUGCUACCAAGACGGCAGCUGCUCAACUGAAGAACGCUUGUGCUACCACCAACCAACAGCCCGAGUUCAAACUGUGGAAGGACCAGUGGAUGGAGUGCACAAGACAGUGCUCACAGUGGAACAUACUGAACGAGAUAGCUAAAGUUAAGGGUUCCCAACAUCCCUCCUUGCUGCUCGAGAGUUCCUGGCGGAUUGGGGACUGGAACACCAUGAAGGACGUUCUCUCACAGGCGGACAGGAUAAUGCCGGACGGAGCGUCCCACCUUGUCUCACUUUACAAGGGUUAUCUCGCCCUUCAACAGGACGAUGAUCCUGGUCCUGAGGGCCCGGUAGAGUCACACUGGAAACAAGCUACCAUAAACGCGCUCAGACAAUGGAGAAAACUGCCACGGAUAGUGGGAAACGUGCACGUGCCAUUGUUACAAUUCGCGCAGCAAGCUACCGAGCUGCACGAGUCUCAGUCUAUCCAGAAGAACUUGCUUCCUAACCGCGCUAGUAUUCCUAAUAGCAAGAUAGACAUCAAGGCGACAUUGAAAGCGUGGAGAAAUAGACCGCCUGUCAUAUCUGAUGAUAUCGGGCACUGGAACGAUAUCUUCUCUUGGAGACAGCACUAUCAUCAGAAAAUCAUUGAGGUGUACACUGCUCUGGAUGCCCAGCCCGGUAUCGAUCUUAACGCAGAUCCUAACGCUCCCAACCUCCUUCUCAUUGGUCAGCAGAGCUCUGCGACUACCAUGGUCACGUACGCGAGUCUAGCUAGAAAGCACGGGUUAUCAGCUAGUGCACAAGAGUGGCUGGCCAGAGUGCACACCAUUCCCAGUGUACCUCUGACUGAUUGUCACAAGAAGCUAAAGGAGCAGAUCAAGGUCCACUUGCUGCCUCCCGCUUCUCAGCAGGACCUGUUGGCUGCUCUUGACGUUAUUGAGGGGGUGAACAUGAGGAUAAUGAACAAGCCGGAGCACAAGGCAGAUAUUCUCUCUCAUAAAGCCCACAUAUUCGCUAUGUUGGGGAGAAGUGAAGAUUCUAUGAAGACCUUCUCACAGGCUAUACAGACUAAUGACCAAGUACCGGGAGCGUGGGCACUGUGGGCCCAGUACAGUGACGAGCUGUUCCAGAACGAGGUGGAGAAGGCGAGCCAGGAGAAGAUUAGUCCCAUGGACCGGAUCAAUAUUUACAAAGCUAACUUGUACCACGCGGAGAGUGCUAUUGCUUGUUAUUUACAGGCUUGCAGUAAACAGAAAGACGACUCCAAAGUUCGGAGAUACAUAUCUCGUAUCUUGUGGCUGCUGACAUUUGACUCUGUUGAGGAGGUGCUGUCCAAGUGUUUGGAACAGUUCCAUACCAGCGUUCAUAUCGAGAAGUGGUUGGAGUGGGUUCCACAGCUGCUUGCUGGACUGGGCUCAAAGGAAGCCCGGGUAUUCCAUGCUAUUCUACAAACAAUUGGCAGAGUCCACCCUCAGGCUCUUUACUUUCCUAUAAGAAACGUCUACCUUACAGUGCGAGGAGAAUACCAGGAGGUUAUGGCUAGACACAAGAGUGUAGUGGAGUAUAACAGGAACCUACCUGACGGGGACCCUAUGAAGAAGGACAUUCCUGAUCAGCCCCCAGAGUUUGCUAGACUCAAACCUAGGAUGUCUUGGUGUAACAAACUACUGCACGUGCUAAGAGAGAUACACCCCACUAUGCUGAACGCACUGGAGAGUAUCAUAGAAACUCUACACUACAUGAAGGAUGCUUGGUACGACGAGGUUCUACAGAAGUUAUACACAGUUAUACAAAUGUGCGAGACCGAAGCAUUUGAGAUUGACCACAGACAAGACGUGUUGAACGUGAAGAUAUCUCAGCAGAUUUACAAAUACAUAACCGGGGAUUAUGCAGUACCUCAACACUGCUUCGGCUUUCCAGCAAAAUCUAGGGACGCUAGCAAGCAGACUACCAUUAAACAAAGAUUUGAAGCUGAUUUUGAUUUCAGUAACAACCAGGGCAAGAAGCUACAUAAGGUAUUAAAGACACUGAAAUGCUGGGUUAAGAUGUUGGAUAAGACGCAGAGCAACAAUAGUAAGAACUAUAUGGAGGAACGCUGCUCCUACUUGUCUAAAUUCUGUAGUUCCAGCGCUGAGGUCUACCUUAUCGGAGAGUUCCUGAACCCGAAAGCUCACUAUGUGAAAAUAGCUAGAUUCCUACCUAAGAUUGAGACGAUCAGAAAACACAGCCUCACUGCUAGGCGCCUCUUUAUUCGGGGAAGUAACGGUAAAGUGUACCCUUAUCUGAUGGUUAACACCUCAUCUCACGUCAAACUGGCCAGAUCUGAAGAGAGGUUCUUACAACUGUUAAGAAUGUUCAACAAGUCCCUACUCCAGAGAAAAGAGUCCUGUCGCAGGAAUUUACAAUGGAGUGUGCCUAAAGUGGUAGCUUCAGCGCCCGGGUCCAGGCUUAUAGAGGACAACACCAGCAACAUAUCGGUUCUGGAAAUAUACAGGUGGUAUUGCAAGAACAGGUCCCCAGAAAUGGAGGUAGACGCCCCUAUUGCUUACUAUUACGAACAGCUCGGUCGAAUGCAGAACGAGGGAUCAGUGCUAAACCGUAUUGCUCUGAACAAAAUAUACCACUUUAUACAGACAAACAUUCUUCCUCCCACUGUACUCCUAGACUGGGCUAAGAAGACGUACCCAGACCCGGUAAUGUUCUGGAGUUUCCGGCACCAGAUAACCCGACAAACAGCCCUCGACUGUUUGGUCCAGUUCGCUCUAUUCCUCAGCAGUCUCAAACCUGAACACAUCUACAUAACACAGGAGACUGGCACCUUGUCCACUGUACAUUAUCAUAUCCCUAUCAGCAAGGAAACUGUGAGUGAGACUGGCACCUUGUCCACUGUACAUUAUCAUAUCCCCAUCAGCAAGGAAACUGGAGAGUUUGUACACGAGCAGCAUAUUCCGUUCCGUCUGACACCGAACAUGAUUACACUGAUGGGUCCAAUAUCUCUCUCGGGUCCGAUGGUAUUCUCCAUGAUAGCUGCUGCAAGGUGUCUUAUCGACCCUAAACUAGGCACGGAGGCGAUACUGGCCGCCAUAUUGAAAGACGAAGUACAAGCUAGUAUCAAAGAUAUGACAGAACCGCGAGUCAUCAGUAUGAUUGAAGAUAUUCAGUCGGCAGUGAACCAGAUAAUGUCACGCCUACAGACGGCAGCGAACUUUGACAAAGCAGAAAGCAAGUUACCCUCCAUUAUAAGUUUGACAACAACCCCCGAGAAUCUGUGCAGACUGGACCCAGCAUGGUAUCCUUGGUUAUAAGAGGUGUGACGUCAUCAAAAUGUCACGUGACGUCAUCAUAAUAAAACGUGAUGUCACCAAUUCCAGUGUUC
Bolinopsis microptera is the source of this 11777-nucleotide messenger RNA. Its product is annotated as transformation/transcription domain-associated protein-like. Gene Ontology annotation, molecular function: protein binding. NCBI's taxonomy places the organism in Eukaryota, Metazoa, Ctenophora, Tentaculata, Lobata, Bolinopsidae. Gene Ontology annotation, cellular component: nucleus; SAGA complex; NuA4 histone acetyltransferase complex. The record is from RefSeq and is a predicted model, not a curated record. Gene Ontology annotation, biological process: DNA repair; regulation of DNA-templated transcription.